AUGCACACGUCCUCAUCGACUUCGCAUGCAUCCGCGAGCGCACCGGUUCGAUUACCCCCGGUUUCCGUUCCCCGCGAUGACGAACUCCUGCCACCUCCUGUGAGUCUCCGUCGCCGUCGAGCCUCGUGGCCAGGCAGCUCGGUCUAACGAGGGGGGACCGACCCCGUGAUCCGAGAGGCGAGCUGAACCUUGCCCCAUGCCCAUUGCCCGUUCGUCGCGUCAUUGUUGGCCAUAUCCUUGCCUCUCGCGUUCUUCGUGCCUCCUUUCUCACUCUUUUUCAAACAGGCUACUGGUUUCAACAGCCUGAGAAGGGUGUCUCUCAGUGACCCGUUCUUGCAUGCCUACCCUCAGUCGGGUCCUGGCCCGAAUGGCCCGGGAGCGGCCUCGUCCGGAUCGGGUAUGGAUCCUCCGUCGCCGACCUCGGUCAAUUCGCAGCAAAUGGGCUUCUCCGCAAAGCGACGCGACCUGGAUGGUGAAGGCGAGGCCAAACCGUUCGAUCACAACGGCCGGGGUCCACCUCAGCAAUCGUAUGCCGAAGGCUCUCGUUCGGGCUCGCCGACGCACCCUUACCAUGGCCAUUCUCAGGCCAACUAUGGCGGGUACGGUCCCGGGGGUCACUAUAUCACUCAACAGCAGCAGCAACCACUUUCGCAACACCACUUGUCGCACCACCCCCACCACCCGCAGUCACAGUCUCAUCUCUAUGGCCCCAGCCAUCCCGGACCGGCUGUACCGGUGUCCCAGCACCAGCUGGGUCCGAGUUCGAGCUAUCGGUUCGGCGGCCCGACACCAAUAGGGCCUCCGCAGGAAUCUGGUUCCUACUUUGGUCAGUACUGUGUCCUCGAUGUCGGCCUCUUCGAGUGAGUUGCGACUGAACAGAGUGAUUAUUGUCCAUCAAUAGAUUAUUCCAUGAGGCGGCACUCGCUCUCAACGAAUGGGAUCCUCGGUGCCCCUGGCUCAGCGUCGGCAACGCCUUCGUCGCCGACACGACGGAUAUCCGCCGAGGCCGCUCCCGGCAAUCUGAAGCGGAAACAAUCCGGCGAGGGUGUCAUUCAUGAGGAAGGAGGAUACCAACACGCCGGUGCUUACGCCUAUUCAGGCAAUGGCAGCAACGGCAUCAUGCCUCCCCACCAGAUCAACACCUACCGGCCGCCUUCCAAGCGCCGAGGCUCGUCUUUGACCUAUGACAAGAUGAGCAAUCUCAGCCUUGCCGAGCAGCAGGCGCGAAGGGACUCGGGUAUGAGCUCGCAGAGCAACCUGAGCCCCUGGGAGGACGACCGACGCGGAAGCGGCGGAAGCUGGACGAGCGCAGGGAGUCAGGGUUAUUCCAUGUCGGGCUACCCUAUGGAUCCUUACGACCAGCGAGGUCCUCCCCACGGCCCUCCAAAUGGCACCUACGAUUCGCCGAGGGGCUCAGUCUCUGAUACGACAUGUACUGGCGGCCCUACAGUAUUCGGACGUAGGCCAAGCAUUGGGAUCAGUCAUCUCGUCCAGGGUGGGUCGGGCGGCUAUGGUGGACCGCCAGCGUAUGCGAGGUCGCUACCUCCUGUCGCCCACUCGCCUCCUGAGGAGAAUCGCGACUCGCCCCACUCGGCUCAUGCGAUGGUACCGGAUCGAGGGGGGCCGUACCUAACCUCGGCACCGGCCGGUCCUCCACUUGCCCCACCGAGUGGUCCUUGGCGCCCCGUCCCUGGAUCCUACAAUGAACCCCAUCGCGAUAGUCGUCAAAGCUCGACCGGCUCUCUCGGACCGUACGGGAUGGGCAUGGGUGGCGAUGGGGACCCGGACCAUUUCAAGGAUUCGCCUUAUGCCCGCAGCCCCGAGCUUCGCGUAACGCACAAGUUGGCCGAGCGCAAACGCCGCAAGGAGAUGGCGCACCUGUUUGAUGACCUGCGCGACGCACUGCCUGUCGACCGGGGGCUCAAGAGCAGCAAAUGGGAGAUUCUGAGCAAAGCCGUCGAUUUCAUCCAGCAGCUCAAGGCGACGAACGUCGAGCUCGGCAAGGACAACGCCAGGUUGAGGGCUCAUGUCGGUUAUGGUCCUGGUUCUAUCGUCGGUACAUCGAUACCGGGAGGUGUAGUCAAUUCGCCACCACCGCACCCACCGCAUAUGCAGAGCCCUAGGAUGUCGAUUUCGGCGCCUUCCCACCCGCCGCCGCAGAUGUACCAGAACCACUCGAGGCAGCCGAGCGAUUAUUCCUCACACCCCGUGUCGGUUCAGUCGGGGUCGUCUUCGGCUGCAGUCUCGGAUUUCUCAGGCGAACACGCUCAUCAACAGCAGCAGCGGCACCCAAAACAACAGGGGCAGCAGCACCAACACCAACGGCAGCAGCAGCAGCCGCCGUCGCACCAACAGAUGCAGCAGCAGCAGCAGCAACAGCAACAGCAACAGCAGCAACAUCACUCUCACCCAGGACAAUCUCGACAUGGAUCCUACCAACACUCUGCCCCACCCCAACACCAGCGCACAGCCUCGACGAUGAGCCUCGCCUCAGAUCGAGGAUCGGGUUCGCCGAGCGGGGUUGGGGGCGGCAACGUCGGCGAUGCGGGCUCGAUGAUGGCUUCGGAACAGUCCGACUUUAACGACAGCGGUGUUGGUGCUAAUUCUGGCGUCAAGAACGCUUCGCCUCUUUCCAACUCGUCGGUUACGUUCGCGCCUACGAUAGACGCCACAACCGUCGCCGCCUGA
This is a messenger RNA of Microbotryum saponariae, 2688 nucleotides long. NCBI's taxonomy places the organism in Eukaryota, Fungi, Basidiomycota, Microbotryomycetes, Microbotryales, Microbotryaceae. The record is from the annotation of a GenBank genome assembly.